Pleuronectes platessa (European plaice) is the source of this 5440-nucleotide messenger RNA. It is a transcript of the gene fhip1aa, whose product is annotated as FHF complex subunit HOOK interacting protein 1Aa. Lineage: Eukaryota; Metazoa; Chordata; Actinopteri; Pleuronectiformes; Pleuronectidae. The record is from RefSeq and is a predicted model, not a curated record. The coding region runs from base 462 to 3428 and encodes 988 amino acids. The transcript is spliced from 13 exons.
AUGAGGAUCAGUGGCUUCACCUUCAUGUGUGUGUGUGUGUGUGUGUGUGCGCGCGCUCCAGGUUAAGUAGCUUCAGAUAUAACUCCUCCGUGUACUGUAACCAAAGUGGGGACAUUGUGGAGCUGUGAACAGGAUCGACCCGCUUCUGUAAUCUGUUCGAGGACAUACUGAGUGUGUGUUUGUGUGUGUGUGUGUGUGUUUGGAAUCUGCGGCUGUGCGCUUUGCUCCGUGCGUCAAAGCCAACAUCCAGCCGGAGGAUCCGUGCGAGCGCGACGGACAAGAAUGAGGUCUUCAGCCGCUUAGAGAUCUGUCCCAGUUUAAGAUGGUUCAGCGGAGGUCCCCUGUGAUUAUUCCUCCUUCUGUGGUUAUGGUUGCGCCCAGCGAGCAUUCAGGAACAUCCUCCUCCUCCUCCUCCUCCCCCCGCCUAUGACAUGGUUUAACCCACAAAUGAUCCGGUCACCAUGAUGGCCUCCAUGGUUGCCAAUGGAAGCCGAGACGGGCAGUCUCUGGUGUUGAAGGGGGUGGAUCCAGAGACCUGCAUGAUUGUUUUCAAGAACCACUGGGCUCAGGUGGUGAAGAUCCUCGAGAAGCACGAUCCCCUGAGGAACACCUCCAGCCUGUCCUCGCUGAGUGUCAUCAACCUCAGCAGCGGCCCUCGCUUCGGCCCCGUCCCCGGGGACGAGGCCAACGCGGUGCAGAACUAUGUGGAGCACAUGCUGUUCCUGCUGAUGGAGGAGGAGAGCGGCCAGGCCGGCGCCAUGGGCCCCAUCCUGGAGUUCGUGGUGAUGGAGAACGUGAUGGAGCGCCUCUUCGUGUGGAGCCUGCGCAGGGAGUUCACCGACGACAUGAAGCUGGAGCAGCUGAAGAUGUACGAGAUGCUGGUGGGGCAGGCGCACCAGCCGCUGCUGCACCACAAACCCAUCCUGCGGCCGCUCAUGAUGCUGCUGUCCUCCUGCUCGGGCACGGCGGCGCCGGCGGUGGAGGCCGAGCUGGUGCUGCUGCUCAACCAGCUGUGCUGCGUUCUGGCGAAGGACCCCUCGGUUCUGGAGAUGUUCUUCCACACCAGCGAGGACCAGGGCGCCACCAACUUCCUCAUCUUCUCCCUCCUCAUCCCCUUCAUCCACAGGGAGGGCACGGUGGGCCAGCAGGCCCGAGACGCUCUGCUGCUCAUCAUGUCGCUGUCUGCUGAGAACGAGCGGGUGGCCCAACACAUCGCAGAGAACACCUUCUUCUGUCCGGUUCUGGCCACAGGGCUGAGCGGCCUCUACUCCUCCCUCCCCACCAAGCUGGAGGUUCCCGGUGAAGAGUGGCACGGCCUCCACAGGGAGGACUGGCUCCACAUGCCGGCACUGGUCCAGUUCCUCAACUCACUGGAGUUCUGCAACGCCGUCAUUCAGGUGGCCCACCCGCUCAUCAGAGACCAGCUGGUCAGUUACAUCUACAACGGGUUCCUGGUGCCCGUCCUCGCUCCGGCUCUUCACAAGCUGACCCUGGAGGAGGUGAUGACCACCACGGCCUACCUGGACCUCUUCCUGAGGAGCGUCUCGGAGCCGGCGCUGCUGCAGACCUUCCUCUCCUUCAUCCUCCUCCACCGACACGAGAGCGUCCACAUCCUGGACACCCUGGUCAGCCGCAUCAACACGCCCUUCCAGUUGGGCACCGUGUCACUGGCUCUCUUCCGCACUCUGAUUGGCUUAUACUGUGAAGAUGUGAUGCUGCAGCUCGUAUUGAGGUACCUGAUCCCCUGUAAUCACAUGAUGUUGAGUCAGAGACGCGUGGUGAGGGAGAGGGACUGCUACUCCGUGUCUGCGGCCAAGUUCCUGGCGCUGACGCCGACCUGUUGCACCCCCGACCACAGCCCCCCGCCCCUCCGACAGCUGGAGUCCAUCCUCUUCUCCAAGGGGUCAGAGGUCGCGGCUCACACCGACUCCUCAGAGAAAAAGAGCUUCUCAGAAAAGCACCACGAGAACUCCUGCACCAUCGGGUCCGAACUCUACCUGGACGUCAGUUACCUUCAUUACCUCUACGACGCCCACCUCGGCAUCAGCAGCUGCAUCCGGGCCUGCCAGGUGUGGUCGGCGCAGUAUGACGGCGAGGACCCCCCCCCUGAGAAGUACCAGCCCGGCGUCCUGGAGGAGCCCUGGCUCAAGAGCCGACAGACCCAGAUGGCCCUCAAGAGAGUUCCACAGCCGCUGGCGCCGCGCCCUCGAGUCUGUCCCCCGCCGCCGAGGGCCGAGCCGCCCUCCGUCAACCAGGAGCUGGAGUGGGACGAUAGUUACGACGUGUGUCAGAUGAAGACGGCAGAAGCUCCAGUGGAGAGUAAACCUCCCCAGCUGCCUGUCUCUGAGCCCCCGAGGCACAUCCAGGAGAUGAGGAGGACAGCCAUCAUGCUGGUUAACGGCUCCUACAACGAGGAGAACGAGUUCCAGGACGAUGUCAUGGUUUACGAUCUCGUCGCCAAGAAAGACGCCAGAGAGGUCGAGCAUGGGGGGGGCAAGCCCAAGGGGUCGGAGUCAGAGGACGUCCAACCGGGAGCGGGGGAAGUUUCCUUAAAGAAUGGAUUGAGUUUGACACUUCCAGCCGCUGUGAUGGCCGACAACGGCAAGAGCAGCUCGGACACGAAGGCCAAAGUUCAAACGGAUUGUAAUUCAAACGUCCAAAACACGACCGCCCUGGAGCUGGGCGACGACCUUCUGUCCCAGUACGAGGAGCUCAUCCGUACGCUGGACACGCAGGCGGGAGGGAAACCAGUCCAAGCUGACGGAGAGUCGAAAAAGCCAGUCUCACCUCUGGAGGAGGAGGAGGAGGAGGAGAUGGAUUUCACCUCCUUCUCCGCCGAAACACCAGAGGCCGAGAAAGUACAAUUACCGUUUGGGACCAAGUUUCGAAGCGGAAGUUCAAGUAGAAGCCAAUCAGUGCCUUUCACAGGUCCGUUUGUCAGCGUGCUGCUGUCCCGCCUGGAGAACAUGCUCUCCAACUCGCUGUACGUCAACCUGCUGCUGACCGGCAUCCUGGCUCAGCUGGCCUCCUACCCUCAGCCCCUGCUGCGCUCCUUCCUCCUCAACACCAACCUGGUGUUUCAGCCGACUGUUCGCUCCCUGUACCAGGUACUCGCCUCAGUGAAGAACCAGAUAGAAGAGCUGGCUGCCACCAGGACCGACUUCCCAGAGCUGAUCACUGCUGCUCAGCACUGGAUGCUGGCCAGGGAGACUUUAAUGGCAGCAGCAGAUAAAAGCCGAAGCGGCGGCGGCUCCACCCACGGCGAGGCGGGGGGGAUCCUUAAGAACUCGCCGCCACCCAAACCCAAAGCCAUCUCUCUGGACCGGACAGAAGUGUUCGCCACCGUCCUCUACACGGAGUUCCUCAAAGAACUGGCUGCGGUUGCUCAAGAGCACUCCAUCCUGUCGUACAUUCCUAUGGAAGAGUGAAAGGUCCCGAAAGGCCUCAGUGACGAGUCAGAGGAGUCAACGAGUCAAAGACUGUUCUAUGGUGGUUUUUCUACAUCUUCUUCCAGUCACUACGAGAAGAAACCUCGUAGUGAAACGAUUUAUACAACUUCUUCGAAAAGUUUAUUUAUUUUCCGAGCAAAGACAAUCACUUUCUUGUGGUUUUUAAAAAGAAAAUCCUAUUUUCUAGUUCUGUGAAGUGUGAGGUCCAACACUUUGAGCUGGAACAUCUCCACCUGCACCGUAAUAAUAAGGCUGGUGGAGGCGAGGUCCAGGUCGACCAACCAAAGACUGUAGAGAGAGGGUUUUAACGAUUUAUCUGAACUGCCCUCGUUCUGAAUGUCUUCUGCUCCGAUCCCAGUGGGAUGUCCGUGUGGCCUUUCAGGGGCAUCACCGCCUCUGUGCUCUAGGAGUACGCAGCUCGGAAAUGUGUUUUCAUUUUCACCGUGGCAGCUGUAGACUGGCAGCGUCUCAGAAACACAUCCUGACUCACUUCAUCACUUUUAAGACGUUUUCACACAUGAAAUCCAGAAAUAUGUCCAAAGAAUUGCUUCUGGCGUUUCCCGGAGUUUUGCCGUGGUUUUUCCAGGAGUCCUUCGAUGCUGCACGUUCUCCUCCCUCGGUUCUUUUAAGCCUUUGGGUGAAAUAACUUUCCCACGAUGCACUAGUUUCUCACGGGUUCUCCAGACAACAGCACAAAACCAGGAUUGUUCUUCUAUUAUCGAUUUGCCUUAUGUCAGUGACGCUUUAUAAUGUACAUACUGUAACAGAACUCUAUGCAAAUCAAAGAUAUUUGGGGUAUAAAUGAAUUUAGGUUAUUUUCAGAAGGGAGCUGGGUAUUUAAGCUUUUUUUUUUAGAGUUUCUACUUCCACGUUGUUUCGUCAUCAUCUUCAUUCUCGAGGUUUGUCUUCACUUUCUUCUGGGUGUGGUUGUUGUGAUGGAUCAGAGAAAUCUUUGUUUUGCAUCUGUUAGCUGCCUUUAUCUGGGUUAACAUGGUUGUUAAAAAUUAUAUAUAUAUAUUAAGAGAGAUAUAUUUUGUUAUAAAGUUUGCCUCUAUCAAAAAUAAUUUACCAGGACAGAAAUAGUUUUAAAUUUGUGCCUAAAUUGUGAUUUUUACUUCACAUUAUUGCCUGAUUUUUGAUCUGAUUUAAAAAGGAGUGAUUUGAUAUUUUAUAAUGUGACGUUGUUUUACUGGAAGCCGUCCAUUGUUUUAGUGUAAAUAAAAUAUACUGUUUUUAUUUAUUUUGUUUUUUAACCGAGUAGCAAAAGAAAGCAGUCGCCAUCCAACUAUUUUAUAUAAAGAUAUAAAACAUAAUGUGGACAUUUAAAAAACCUCCACUGAAAUGAAGCUGCAACAUGCUUCUUCACCACUAGAUGUCACUAAAUUCGACACACUGAACCUUUAAGAGGAUUUGUCGCAAUACCAAGUAAAACGUAAUCAUUUAUACCCAACAAUUCAAAGUGAUCAUUCAGAUAAUGGACAGCUUCGGGUUAAUCAAACAACAACUUUUUGUAAAAAUGAUUUAUAGAAAAAGAAAUAGCAGUAGCAUUGUGAUUUAAUCAAAGAUGUCACCUCAUAUAUUCAAUCAUUAUUACUCUGUUUUAAAUUUUGAAAUGUGUAUUUUGUUUAUUUAAAUCCAUCCUGUUCUAGGUGUUGCUAAGCAGGUUAUGAAUUAUGCAGUAGGAUAGUUAUUUUAUGUGUUUUUGUUUAAGCUGAACAGGUUUUUCUCUGUCUCUGGUAGAAAGAAUGUCGCAGAGCACUUUAUCAGCCUCUCAUCCUGACGCAGUCGUUCCACCAGCACAGGUUCAGUCCCACGAUGACAAUCACUGUUUCAGCCCAGGUCACAGAGUCGAUUCUGUCUCAGUAGAAUCCAAAGCUUCGCCCUCUGCGAUCCGGACUCAGUUUUUUCUUCGAUCAGGUUGAUGUUUGUUGUUCAACGUCUGAGAUGCAAAGUCUUUCCUCUUUCAAUAAAGACAACUUCUGCUAAACAAA